GGCGGACAAGUCUUAUUUUGACAGCAAUCACAUCAGCUGUUUCAUUCUUCUCGAAUAACAAAAUUACAGUGUAAACUUAAACUAAAUUUUAUAUCUUCUAAAGUCUUAUUUCUAUUUUAAUUGACAAUGUUUUUAAAAUAUGAUUUUUUUGCAAUGUCAAAAAUAUUUGGAAUUUCUUGUUCUCUUUUUGGUUUUCUAACCUAAAAUUUAUCCAAUUUAUCCAUAAAAUGCAAAAUAUUUUCAAGUUAAAAAAAAAUUGAAAUUUUUAUUACAUCAACAAUGAGGCCUGAGGAAAUGCUAAGAAAUAUUUUUGGAAAAGAAUGUUUGGAUUUUUCGGAGACAUUAAGCACUGGAAAAUUAAAGGACAAUGCAACAUUUUCCAGAACUGUUCAGAGUGUGAAUUUAGUUGACGAGUAUGUAAAAACGAUAUUAUCAAGAAAAACAGUUUUGGAAAAAUUCAAAGAUUCACGUGAAGGUCGAUUGGGUCCGGAUAUUGUGAAAUUUGAAGUGUCAAGCGCACCUGGACAAUAUCAUUUAUCACCGGAUCGUUUGAGUGUUAAUUCUCAGGGAACAUUUAGUACAAUUCGUGCGAAUGUCGCCGUUUUCAAGGGCAAAUGGAUGUACGAAUUGCAACUUGGAACAAAAGGAAUUAUGCAAGUUGGCUGGGGCACUUCAAAGAGUAAAUUCAAUCACGUAGCCGGAGUUGGUGAUGAUCCGUGUUCCUACGCCUACGACGGGAAUCGAAUAAAAAAAUGGAAUGUCGCACCGGAAAAAUAUGGUGAACCAUGGCUCUCUGGCGAUAUUAUUGGUUGCACACUCGACAUGGACUUGGGAACAAUUGAUUUUUAUAGAAAUGGAAGACCAUUGGGUCGUGCUUUCGAAAAUAUCACAAUGGGUUCAGGUUGUGCUUAUUUUCCCACAGUGAGUUUGGCGCUAAGUGAAAAUUUAACGGCAAAUUUUGGCGCAACACCAUUUCAUUAUCCUGUCGAUGGUUACGAACCAUUGCAAGCACUUCCGCGUGAAUUUCUCGAGAAGGGGAAAAUUCUCUUCAAAUGGUUUGCAAAUCUAGUCGAGCAAACACGUCAAUUGAAAGAGUCGCAGGGUAAAAAUUUCUCCAAUGACAAUGCAAUGAGUGUUCGCGCUUUUCUCCUCUGUCUCGCUCGAUUGAUACUCAAACAUCUUGGACCACUACUCAAAGAACCCUAUGUGACAGUGGCGGUUUUUGUACCUUUCGUAAGACGACUUUGCGGUAUAAAAAAAGAAUCGUCAUUGACAUCAAGGAAAAAGGAAAUUAACGAUUGUGAAUUAAUCAUUUGUUUGGAUUUAUUGUGGACAUUUUUGGAAACACAGGAAAUUCAGAAUUGCCUCGAGAGUACGGUUAUUUAUUUACUAUCUGAAUUUCGUCACGUUUCAUUGCUCCUCGAAUAUCCGGAUCAAUGCAAAAGUCUCGCACUAUUGACAUGCUUUUGUCGACAUGGAAAAACAAGACGACAUUUAUUGCAAAAUGUCCUCUUCGAUAGGGUGCGAUUUGCAAAUUUUGUUCAUGUUAAGCCACUCGAUGAAAUUGGCUUGGCGGAAGUUGUCAAUGAGACUUGGUGGGAAACUGAUCCGGUUGAUCCCAAUGUUGAGGAUAAUAAUGAACGCUAUCGACGUGCCUGUGAAUUAAUUGAAAUCUCAGUUUCUGAGGUGGAAGCAUUGCAAGUGGAAUUGCUAGUUACGCUUUUGGACAAUAGCGACGGGACGGAAAAAUUGCCAACGUCACGAACAAUUUUUCUGCGAAAAUUUCGAAGUUUUGUUCACGAAAAUUUAAUCUCAAUUCGGGGAGUUUUUCAAACGAUUCCAGCACUAAAAACACCGUUACCAAUAACUCUAUGUUGCUUUCAUCGAUUGCUCGUCGCUUUUCGUAUUCUUUGGGACGCUGAAGUUGGCACAAAUCCCGUUUGCAUUCCCUGCAGAACAUUUUACGAUGGAUCAGUAAAUUACAGUGGAAUUGAUCGACUCGGCGGUGUGAUAUCGCAUUUAAAUAAAACCUAUCGAAAUGAAUUGAUACAUUUAUUGGGACCGGAGCAUGAGAUUAUCGUUGGCUUGGAACAAAAUCAAGAAACAACGUCAACAUUCGUUGGAACGUCAAAUCGAAUUACCGAUAUGCCCGUUAUUAUUCCGGCAGUUGCGCGAAUAUUUAAUAUGGGCAAUAGCGUUGUUCCAUUGUGGGAGAGACUCGGCUAUUUUCCCUACAGUCGCGAGGAUCGUUCACCAAUGCGUCUUGGUCCCGCAAAUCCUGCCCUCUCUCUACUCGAGCUACUCGAUGGAAUUGUAUUAUUUUUUCACGUUGCCGCCAAGAAACAAAUUGCAAAAGUCGCAAGUCUACGUGACAGUAUGGACGAGUACAUAAAGGCAAUGGGCGAAAUUAAGUCACGAUUGAAAAUUGUCGAGAAAAAAGAUGAUCCCGAAUCGGAGUCCGUUCGCGAGCAGUUGCUCAGGACAAUGGAAAUUUUCGAUACAAAAUUAGCGGAACAAGCGCGACACAUGGCAUGGGUACGAGCUGCUGUUUAUACGAAAGAAAAACAAUUGCAACUCUCUUGGCUAUUGAAAUCAAUUCUCCUUACAUUGAGAACGGCGAGUGAAGAGGGCGAUAUGUUUAGUUUUGUUCCCGAUUUCUAUCUCGAAGCAUUGGCUGAUUUGAGUCUUGGACUGAGAUCACAUGUACAUCCCACAGUGCCAAUUGAAAGAAUUCCCGAAUAUCGUGAAAUUCUACGCGAUGUUGCGCAAUUUUUGUGCGAUCAUUUUUUGGAUUCACGAAUUGUUCAAGCGAACGCCAAGGAUACAUUGGUAUUGACAUUGGCGUCAUUUGUCUCGAAACCAUUGACAUUAAAGGCAAUGGAGAGUGUUGACGAGGAAUCGAAAAUGAAUGUUGUCGCGAGUUUAUUGCGUCCCUAUGAAAAUCGUGCAUGGGCACAAUCAAAUUGGAUUUUAGUGCGUUUCUGGCAGGGAAAUGGUUUUGCAUUUCGCUAUAAAAUCAGUCCCCAUAUGGAGCAUAAUGUUGGACCGAAGAUUUUUCCACAGGAAACGAUUUCACAGUCGAUCAAGCCGUGCCCGUCGCCAAUGUUUCAAAAGCACGUGCGAGAUGCUUUGCUCAAUAAUCCACAGAGAUCGAUGCAAUUCAUUAAUUCACUGUUAAAUCAAUUGAAUUGGGCUUUUUCCGAAUUUAUUGGAAUGAUACAGGAAAUUCACAAUGCUUCACUGCGUCCCGAUACCGUUUUCAUCGAGUCACGACAAUUAAAAGUUGGAGCCACUUGCUUUGAAUUGGCAAUUUCAUUACUCAGAGUUUUGGAAAUGUUUUCAACUAUCGCCAAAAAUGUUUUUACCGAUAAUUUAUUAGCUCGUCUUUGUCAGUUAUUGUGUAACAUUUUGAACAGAGUGAGUUCGCAGACGAGUAGUUUUCAACACGUGGUAUUAAUGGCUAUUCCCGAUCUGGACAAAGUCGAUCAUUUUCCAAUAUUGGCGGUUGUAAUUGGUAUUUUAUUGGCUCUCCUCGAGGACGAAAUAAACGACGUUGUCAAAAAUGGAGAAAUGCCCAGAAUUACAAGAACUCUUCUAAUGGAACCGAGUUUUCAAAUGAGCUCUCUCAGUUACGUUCUCGGCGAGUCGAAAGUCAAAAAUACAAAAUCGAAAAAUGUCAAACCUUUCUCGUUCGCCGACUACAAAAACGAUGUGACGGACGAUGAAAUAUCGCGGAUACGAUUAAUGAUCGAUUAUUUAGAUCGUGUUAGUCGAAAUUUACCAGAGACAAAAUUAACAAGCGACGAUGAAAAUACAUGUACAAUUUGCUACGCAUUUCCAAUUGCGGCAACAUUUAAACCAUGCAAUCAUCAAUCGUGUCGUGCUUGCAUUGAUCAUCAUCUAUUGAAUAGUAGAGAGUGCUUUUUCUGCAAAACAAACAUUGAAAAAGUCAUUGAUCUCGAUAAAGUUAUUAUUCACGAUUUUCAACAAAAUACAAUAUCGUCGUGAUCUCAAAGAAAUUCCCAACAGUCAAUGUCCAAGUCUAUUUUUUUUAGACCCUGGUGUAAAUAAAUUCAAGGUAACGUCCCACAUUUUAAACAAUUAAAAAAUAUAUAUAGAGAGAGAAAGAGAAAAAAUUCUAUUAUGUACUUAUAGAAAUAAAUCGAACAAUUAAUUAUUCAAUAAUAGAAUUAAUUAUUCAAUUAUACAAUUAAUUAAUUAUUCUAUAAUUAUUAAUUAAUUAUUAUUGUAAUUAAUUGUUCGAUUUUUAAAAAGUGAAACCAAAGUUAAGAGAGAAAAAGAGAAAUGUAGUUUAAUACAUUGAGAGAGAAAUAUAGUGAAAGAAUAGUAUUUAAAGAAAGUAUUUAAAAAAAAAGAAAGGAAUGAAAUGAUUAAAAGUAUACAACGAAAGUUAUAAGUAAUUUUAUUCGCUCAACUUUUUUUUUAAACAAUAAAAAACCUUGCUUGUUACAAAA
This is a messenger RNA of Leptopilina heterotoma, 4475 nucleotides long. Its product is annotated as E3 ubiquitin-protein ligase RNF123-like. NCBI's taxonomy places the organism in Eukaryota, Metazoa, Arthropoda, Insecta, Hymenoptera, Figitidae. Gene Ontology annotation, molecular function: protein binding; ubiquitin-protein transferase activity. Gene Ontology annotation, cellular component: cytoplasm. The transcript is spliced from 13 exons. The record is from RefSeq and is a predicted model, not a curated record. Bases 280 to 4008 code for a protein of 1242 amino acids.